This is a messenger RNA of Branchiostoma belcheri (Belcher's lancelet), 2046 nucleotides long. RefSeq lists its product as uncharacterized. The transcript has 3 exons. NCBI's taxonomy places the organism in Eukaryota, Metazoa, Chordata, Leptocardii, Amphioxiformes, Branchiostomatidae. Gene Ontology annotation, molecular function: protein binding. Gene Ontology annotation, cellular component: plasma membrane. The record is from RefSeq and is a predicted model, not a curated record. Bases 1 to 2046 code for a protein of 681 amino acids.
AUGAAGUGGACUGGCUGCUGUGUCCUGGUGAUCUGUUUUGUUUUCGGCAUCGUCUCAUCCACACUUGACCAUCCGCCCAACCUGCAGGCCCCGGAGUGCUUAUUUCGAGCCUGGGACGCCUGCAUGAUCAAGAUUCGUGAUCAUUUCUACCUUAAGGACUACAACAAAACAUGCACAAUUUGCGAAAGGCAUGAUGGCGAUUCUGCUCAUAUUAACUUUACCGCCGCGCCACUUUCAAAAUACGUCCCCUUCCCCGCUGCCCAGUGGCAGUGGAUCGCCCUACGAGGCGUUCACGUGGGCAAGCUGUCAUCGCAAACCCUGGAAAUAUUCAAUCCGCCCUCUUUGGUAAUCCUUGCGCUUAUAGAUGCAGGAAUACGUACGAUCGACAGCGAAGCAUUCGCCAAAUGUCCACACUUAGAAUCAGUGCAUUUGGAUUAUAACAUGUUGCCUGAGCUGAAACGCGCUUGGUUUACAGGUUUCCAUAGGUCGCAUAAAUUCAAUGUCGAUCUGUCCUUUUCCAAUAAUCGCAUUGCCACACUAGAGUGCGGCUGUUUUGAAGAAAUCGAGUAUCUUAAAGUGUUGGAUUUGUCAAGGAAUUUGCUGUCUGAAGUUUCAAGUGAGUGGUUCCGAGGGCUUUCCUUCCUAAACACGCUGGUCCUGAGUUACAACAAAAUCGAAGUUAUUUCUGAAAGUGCAUUUGAUUCCCUCCCUGCACUACUAGUCUUGAAUUUGACUGAAAACCCCUUGGUGUGUGUAGGCAAGCGGACACUUCGCGGACCGACAGUUAUUACUGUAGGGGGACGGCGUCGCUUUCUUUCGGAGCAAGACAAGAUGGACUGGAGCCUUACGGUGGACAAAACCAAUUUUCCUUGGAGGAAACAAGAGGUUCGCUUUCUCCUCCACAAUCUGCAAUUCUGUCUGACAUAUCAUGGAGCAAAUGCAUUCGAUCUUCGUUGGGGUUUUGUGGACACUGUUAAGAGUGAUAAGGCAGAACCGGGCUGCGAGUCAACUCUGUUUGGUCCCUUGAAAAUCCGAGCACCGUUUGUCAUAGCGAAAACUGCUUUGGAAACACAGGAAAAAGGCAACGGAACCACUUCAUACGACAUGUGCCCAGCAGCUUGGGGUAGACAGGAUGGUAUAUCCGUAGCUCUUGAGGGUGGGGCGACCUUGCAGCUAGUCGGUUUACCGGGCGAACCGAAGUUGUUAAAGAACAACGGCAGCACUGCCUUGGUGUGUAACGCUGAGCAAACCUUGGUGAGCAAAAAGUCAAAGCUAGGCGCAACCACUGGUCAUAUAAACCGUGUCAGUACUGGCAUGAUGAAUAUCUCCUGCUUUGUCUUUCAUCGAAACGGGACCAUGCUAGAGCCGAACAUUUUUAAAGACGUUCAGGGAGAAGUCGAUUCGAAAUGCCCCGCGAAAGAUACUCUAAAUGUAGAAUUAACGCCCACUGCCACACCGCCCUACUAUCAGAUCGCGGGCUCCGCCACUGAAAACGUUACAAUGUUGGCCAAUCUGGCCAAUGAGGACGUUGAAAACCUCACAAUGUCACAUCUUGACCAGUUAGCUACCUGUGUAGUGAAUCCGAAGUACCGAGGGUCCGACCUAGUGUUGGCUCGCCCUCCUCACGCUAACGGCGGGGACGAAACGGUUUCCGUCCACGAGUACUCGGAAAUAAAGGACGAGGAGGUAAACGAUGCGUGCGUGAUCCACAAUUACUCCGAAAUUAAGGACGAAGAUUCGUGCGUGACCCACAAUUACUCCGAAAUUAAGGACGAAGACGUCGGGGACGAUGAAAAUGAAGAGAACAUCGAAGUGAACAGAGAGAAUCAGAAUGGCCACCAGUGUUCCGAAAGAGACGAUGUUGUAAGAUGCGACUGUCAAGAAACCGAAGACCCAAACGAUGACGUUGUGACAUUUUAUGCUGCUGCGGCAGAGCUCACGUUGCCCCCUGCUACGCUCGAAGGCGAUGCUCGUCAACAUUACAACACAACUCAGGGAAACACUAAGAUUUCUCAUGUGUUAUACUCAGCAGCAGAGCUCGAGUAA